Messenger RNA from Paramuricea clavata, 4519 nucleotides. The record is from the annotation of a GenBank genome assembly. Lineage: Eukaryota; Metazoa; Cnidaria; Anthozoa; Malacalcyonacea; Plexauridae.
CUUUAUUUAAUAAGUAAGCUACAGCAAGAAAAUAGAUUAUAAGGUACUUUGUAUUAAAUGAAAGGAAGAAAAACUAACCAGCAGGAAAAUUUUAAGCUAAAUUUUGUUUUUUUUUACAAUUUUUUCAGGAUUUGCGGCAUUUGCCGAGAUGAUCCGACGAUUUCCGAUGUGUUUUGCGAAGAAAGUGAUAAACAAAGAUGGCGGGUGAUUUGAAUAAAAAAGGAGUAGAAAAAUUGACUUCAUCGCAACGUGCUGCUGGGUCUGUUCGUAUCCUACCAGGACAUGUGUUGGUGAAUGAAAAAUACCAAGGCUCAGUGUUAGUCAAGGUUUUACAAGGUACAUAGUUGUUUGUUUUUGUGGUAUCGUCUCAGACCUCUCAACUUUGCGGAGAAGUUAAGAGUGAGAUUGGGGAUGUGGAUGACACCUUUGUAAAAGUCCGGGGCCGGGGGUCUGAAAUGGCAUUUCGUACAUUAUGAGAGUUGGUGUUUUUUAAUGAAAUACGUCAUUGCUUCAUAACGUCCUUUAUUGAGACAAGGCACUAUAACUGUAUUUCUGUGACAUACAGUAAUGAGCUUUAAUUUGCGUGAUAAUUUACAUAUAGAAUUCUGCUCCGACUCAUUCUGCCUUUUGUCCGCCGUAUUUACAUAUGCGUACUAUUUUGUAUCCAUGCAAAUUGCGGGCAAAAGCCAAAAUGUCAGGCCAUAUAUGCAGGAACAAUAACACACGAUUAUAUAUUCGAUUAGCAAUCCGUAUAAUGAUUAAUAAUGUGCAUUUAUUAAGAAUACAAUAUUAUAUUAUUGAAAAUAUACUAUGAAACUGCUAUAUGCGUGAGAUUAACUAAUCGUGGCGUGAGAGCGUGAGAGUGAAGCGAAUUGCGUGAGACUCACGCCGAAUGUGUGAGAGUUGAGAGGUCUGUCGUCUGUUUUUAUCAUAUGCAUGUUCAAAGUUUUAUCAUUCUACUUUAAUUCUCAACAAUCAACACUAUACUGUACAACAUUGUACAGUAACCAUAGUGUUAUUUUCUGUGGCUGAGGAAUGAAAGAGGCAGGAAAUCAUUUUCUCGCACUGCUGGGGGACUGGGUCUAGGGUGGGGUCAGGGUUGUCAGAGUCUGAUAGUCACUUCUUUGCUUGCCUCGUGCUAGCCUGACCUAUUUUAGUUCAUUAAAGGUCAGGCUUCGCUUAUGUGUGCAGCAUCCCUCAGCAGUGUGUGCAUGAGAAAGAAUAUUUUUGCAGAAGUGGAUACCUUCCAUGACAUUGAAACACGAUAAGCUAUAGAAAUCAUAUAAAGAACAAAUCAAACAUACUAGUCAUUUUUGUUUCAGGAAACCAAUCGCAAAACAUACUGCAAAAGCAGCCUGGGCCUAAUUCAUUAUUCAUUCAUUUAUUACAGGAAGUGUUAAUGUUGUGUUUGAAAACCUUGGUUUUAUGGAUUUUCGGCCUUUGGGUGAUGUUGGUGUUUUGUUUUUGAAUGAAUCAGAGUUGAUUGGUGGAACUAGCUACAGACAGAGAAUUGUAAAAUUAGCUAAGGUAAGGUUCAAUUACUAUUCCUGUCUUUAUGAUUGGAUGCGACUGGCGAAAAAGAUAGAGUGGUUAAUGGUAGUUGCAUGCAUUCAUAACCAAAAUCACUUACUAGCUCACAUUUAGCGAUGUUAUGGCUGGGCAUCUAAUCUACUUCACACCAUUUUAGAUCCAAACCAUUCGAGGACUUGUGCUUUAUGAAAAGACAGCGAUGACUGAACAGUAUUGUGAACAACUUCAGAAAUUCACAGCUAUCAAUGUUGGUCUAAAUCUCUAUCCUGUCAGCUCGCAAGAGGAAGUCGCUAAAUUUCUUAUACAAAUGGUACAUGUUGUUGUCAAUAGACAACUUGCAUGUUAGACAAAUUUUUUAUUUAGGCAACAAAAAAACUAAAUUCCCGUAAAGAACUUAUUAAAAUCAGUAAAAUUGCAAAAUUUGGUUGCAAAAUGUUGUAAAAUGCAGAAAAUAUAGCCUUGCGAAGUUUGCAAUUUUCAGUCAUUUUGUAUUACGUGCGAAAAUUGUUACCAUGUUUUCGAGCCGAAAAUGGUAACAAUUUCCGCACGUAAUACAAAUAUACUGAAAAUAUGCAAACUUUGCAAGGCUAUAUUUUCCAAGCUUUACAACAUUUCGCAACCAAAUUUUGCAAAUUUACUAAUUUCAUUAUGUUCUUUUUAGCUGUGGUGUUUGAUUCCCUUUUCUCUGCUUAGAUUAAAAUUUAGUCUAACAUGCAAGUUGUCAAUUACAGUGGUUUCAUUUGUGCAAUAUGCAGUUGUCAUAGUCUUUGCUUGUGUAUUGCAUGGGAGAAGAGGGCUUCAAUUAAGGGAUAGACCUCUCUAAGCCUUUCAGGAGAACAGUUUAGAACUGCUGAUGGAACUAUCCUGUAACAUUUAUUCAAUUACAAUCUCUGUCAGUCUGUGCAACAGUUGUGUUAAGGGGAUGUGUUGGGUAUAACCAAACUAGCCUAGCCAUGUUUAUUUUUUUCCAUUUGAAGGUCAACCUGAGUGGUAAUCCAAGAAGUAAUCAAUUUUUAAUCAAGAAAUCACAGAAACCAAUAGAUCAAGCUCUCCUCUUCACUUUACAAACUGUUCCUGGACUAGGAGAAAAGAAAGCUCUUGCUUUGCUACAACGAUUUGGUAGUGAGUCUUGAUAAGAUUGGUUCUAGUAUUGUGCCCAGUAAAUUCAGAAAAGUUUGUCUUAAUUGUUAUAGUUUUCUCACUAACAAUGCUAAAUUAUAAUUAUUAAUUUCUAGAUUUAAAAGAUUUGAGCCAGGCUUCACAACAGGUAAAUGACAACCUUGUGUUAAACUAGCCAAACACAAACAUGUUCAUUAUGGUAUUUAUACCCUUGAAAAUUGUCUUGACCUGUCUUUUCGUCUCCAAGUUGACUUGAAGUGCGUCUCAACCUGUCUUUUUGCAUAAAAGAUUGCAUGAUUAUAAAUGCCAUUGGAUUGUCAAUAUAGACCAAGCUUUGUUUGUGGAAACACCACGUAAAUUUAUUACCGCAAAGCUUUCAAUCCGUAAGCCCGGAUCUUCAUCAGUGUUAAUAAUAUGAAUUUUGUUUUGUUCCGCAAACAAAACUAUUAUAUUUUAUCGCCAUGCAAACAUACAAAGAACUUAUAGACCAAGCUAUUCUAAAUGCAACACUUUCUCUGGAUAUGUAGUAAGAUCGCUGCAUAUUUUCAAAUUGUAUAAUAUGCUAAUGGUGUCUGCCUAAAAAGAAUUGUUUUAAUAAAAUACUGUACUGUACAUUUACUACAUUAAAAAUAAAUAUUUUUCACAACAGUAGACCACAUUCAUAAUACAGAUGGGUUUAAAUAUUCUUGUAUAUUCAUCUUAUUGAUGAGCCUUCUUGAUGUCAUUUCUGUGACUGGAAUUUCUGAAGCUAAAUGAGGGGUCUAAUUAAGAUAAGCACAUAAAAGAACAUUUAAAUUAAACAGAUCUAGUUGUCUAUUAAAUAUUUUUGAUUUUUCUAGGACAUUUCAAAGGUUGUUGGUGAUGCUUGUGCACAAACAGUCAAAUCAUUUUUUGGUUGUCCACCGAGAUAAGACCAGAAUCCAACAACGUGAUUCUAGUGAAUGAACACAUCAUGAAAACUGGAACAGGGUGAUGACAAUGUAAAUUGUGAGAUGGAAGCAACAAAAUGUCUAGGUAUAACUAGAACUUUGCCUAGUACAUAUUUUGUGAGCAACCAACAUUUGACCCAAAUUGGACCAAGUUUGAUGGGUACGGUAUUCCAACCUGGACCAACAGACAAGGUAUGCAAUGUCAUACCCAGGCUCUUUCCUCUAUGCCAAGAGCCUUCAGUUGGUACAAGGUUUGGUACGUACUGAGACAGAGUAAUACAGUCAUGGUGUUUUUCAAGAAUAUCAGUCAUGGCAAAGUUCUUGUCUUGAGUCUGCAAAACACACAGAGUUUCUUCUUCUCAGCAUUGUCAACUUGAGUGAUAGAAAAUUGCUUCUCACAUUUUUGACACUAUAUAAGAGGAAAAUAUGCAGUGUAUUUAAAGAUAACAAGAGAAAGAGACAAAUACUCUGACACUUAAUUUAUAAUCUCGUUCUGCAAGAGCAAAAAUAGCUGCUGAUGAACAGUAGCCUGUUUGAUACAGAUACAUGCUAAUGACAAAUCAGAAUAAAAAGUCAGUGAUGGCAAAUGCACGUCAUGUAUAUAUAGCAUCUCAAAACAAUUAUUUUGAGCAAAGUUUAAUUAAAAAUGUUUGCACAAGUGAAACGCAAAAAUCGUGGCUACAGGACAAACCUUGAUUAUUCUCAAUCCCAUGUUCUUCUUAUGUUCCAAAACAACUGGCAGAUCAUCCAGAUUUUUAAUGUUCCAUAGUCGGAUAGUUUUAUCCUAUAUGAAAAUCAAAUUUAAAACAUACAGAUUUCUUUUAGCCCCAAGUAAAUUAUUAGAUAUACUGAUACAGGGUGUUAGCUACAGUCAAAAAUUCGGUGUUAAAUGCGGUUUUCCCAAUUACAUUCAGGUCGCAAUUUCCCAACUUAGGUCAGCC